GGGAGUGCGCCUCUCUUUCCGUACUUCAGUGGGAGGCUCUGCGCAGUCGCACCAGAGCCCCGCCCACCCUGUCAAUACUCUUACUUCCUGAUCGCUCCUAAUUGCCGAGGCACCCUAGGUCUUGCUUGACGUCCUCACCUCCUUAUUCCUUCACCGCCUCUUCUGAGAGUGAUAAACGAAGACAAGUCGGAGGGCUGGCGGGUGCACAGCAGCUGUUUUCGUGGCUCGUAGGCAAAGGGCUUUCCAGUACCAAGCAACGUCCGGGCCUCUUUCUCUGGGAUUAAACUUCUACCCGGCAACAGACGCGCCAACCCCGCCUUCCGCCUCUCUGAUUGGCCAUCUUGAAUCGUAGUCUGUUGCUCUGAUUGGUCGUCUGUUAUCGUGCGGCUUUUUUUCCUAUUGGAGAAGUGGCCGGGAAUUUUUUUUUUUCCGGGUUGGUCCGCUGGGGAGGCGGGGUCGUUUCUGCGGGAUUACUUUUCUGGACUCAUUUCUGAUUGGGUGAUGUGACGCAAUGCGCGCGCCCCGUUAGACGCCAAACUGCUACCAGGCCGGGUCUUUUCCUGUCCGUGCGCCGGCCCUUAAACUGAAUCGCAGGAGGAGACUUCCGGGCUUGGGCCACUGCAGUAGUGCGGCUGUUGGGCUUGCCAGUGCACACGACCUCUUCUGCCUUGUCAGCGGAACAGGGGCUCAGGCCUCAUUCACUUCGCUCCUUCAGUUAACAGCAGAGACAUCGACAAAUGCUUGUUGAAUAAAGAGAAAUAAAGAGUUGGGAAGGAGCGAAACCUUUUUGACCUGUUUCAGUUGUUCCCGCCUACUCCAUCUUCUUCCAGGUCAGGGGGUGUGCCUCAGAGAAAGAAGGGAAAGAAUUUUUAGCUGGGCCUUUGAAUUUUCCUAGAGUCUAUACUCACGCCAGAAUCUCUUCUUUUGAAAAUCAUCAUUUGGUCUAUGGCUUCAUUACCUCCACAUUAUUCCUUUUUUUGCGGAACUUGUGGAAACUGAAAAGAGGAGGGUCAAUAGGACUGUAGUCCUAUCAAACAUCAAAGCUCAAAUCCUCCUGAAGGAGAGUAAUUUUCUGCUACUUUGUAGUAGACGUCCCAAAGCAAUAAUUUUGAUCCCAAAACCACAGUCUCAGUUGAUCCUUCAUUUAACAAUUCUAAGAGUCAUGGAGAAGCGCCUACAGGAGGCUCAGCUAUUCAAGGAGGAAGGGAACCAACGCUACCGAGAAGGGAAGUACCGAGAUGCUGUGAGUAGGUACCACCGAGCUCUUCUUCAGCUGCGGGGCUUGGAUCCAAGUCUGCCUUCCCCGAUACCCAGUCUAGGACCUGAGGGCCCAGCUCUCACGCCGGAGCAAGAAAACAUACUGCACACCACUCAGACAGACUGCUACAACAACCUAGCUGCCUGUCUCCUCCAGAUGGAGCCAGUGAACUAUGAACGAGUGAGGGAAUACAGUCAGAAAGUCCUAGAACGACAACCUGAUAAUGCCAAGGCCUUGUAUCGGGCUGGAGUAGCCUUCUUCCAUCUGCAGGACUAUGACCAGGCUCGGCACUACCUGCUGGCUGCUGUCAAUAAGCAACCUAAAGAUGCCAAUGUCCGGCGAUACCUCCAGUUGACACAAUCAGAACUCAGCAGCUACCACAGGAAAGAGAAGCAGCUGUAUCUGGGCAUGUUUGGUUAAUGAA
Messenger RNA from Myodes glareolus (Bank vole), 1682 nucleotides. It is a transcript of the gene Ttc9c, whose product is annotated as tetratricopeptide repeat domain 9C. The record is from RefSeq and is a predicted model, not a curated record. Lineage: Eukaryota; Metazoa; Chordata; Mammalia; Rodentia; Cricetidae. Gene Ontology annotation, molecular function: protein binding.